GGUGCCGCCAUGGCGUUCCCGAAGCCGCGGCCGGCCCGGCCCGAGCUGCCCCGGCAGCGGGUGCAGAGCCUGCAGUGCGGGCAGGGAGCCGUGCGGGCCGCCCGCUUCAACGCGGACGGCAAUUACUGCCUGACGUGCGGCAGCGACAAGACGCUGAAGCUCUGGAACCCGCGCUCCAUCGACUCCUCGGUGCGCUGCUGGGACUGCCGCUCCCGCCGCCCCGACCCCGUGCAGGUGCUGGACGAGGCCAAGGACGGCAUCUCCAGCGUGAAGCUCUCAGCCCACGAGAUCCUGACGGGCUCGGUGGACGGGCGGGUCCGGCGUUACGACCUCCGCGCGGGGCAGCUCUGCUCCGACUACCUGGGCAGCCCCGUCACCAGCGUGUGCUUCAGCAAGGACGGGCAGUGCGUGCUGGCCGCCAGCCUGGACUCCACGCUGCGGCUGCUGGACAAGGACACCGGGGAGCUGCUGGGCGAGUACGGGACCCCCAAAAAAUCCCAAAAAAAUCCCAAAAAAAACCCCAAAAAAUCCCCAAAAUAUCCCCAAAAAAACCCCAAAAAAUCCCCAAAAAAUCCCCAAAAAAUCCCCAGAUCCCCGCGCUCUGGGGGGGCUUUGGGGCUGCUGGGCGAGUACGGGACCCCCAAAAAAUCCCCAAAAUAUUCCCAAAAAAACCCCAAAAAAAUCCCCAAAAAAUCCCCAAAAAUCCCCAAAAAAUCCCCAAAAAAUCCCCAGAUCCCCGCGCUCUGGGGGGGGUUGGGGCUGCUGGGCGAGUACGGGACCCCCAAACCCCCAAAAAAUCCCCAAAAAAUCCCCAAAAAAUCCCCAAAAAAUCCCCAAAAAAUCCCCAAAAAAACCCCAAAAAAAUCCCCAAAAAAUCCCCGACUCCCUGCGCUCUGGGGGUGUUUUGGAGCUGCUGGGCGA
Molecule: messenger RNA, 921 nt
Organism: Lonchura striata (white-rumped munia)
Lineage: Eukaryota; Metazoa; Chordata; Aves; Passeriformes; Estrildidae
Source: RefSeq, a predicted model, not a curated record